Molecule: messenger RNA, 6085 nt
Organism: Diospyros lotus (date-plum)
Lineage: Eukaryota; Viridiplantae; Streptophyta; Magnoliopsida; Ericales; Ebenaceae
Exons: 4
Coding region: 392-5587 (1731 amino acids)
Source: RefSeq, a predicted model, not a curated record
UCUUUCCGCGGACGGGAAAGAAGAAUAAGCUCUGGUUUAGUAGCGCCGUUGAUAUCCAUUCCAAUCUCUCUCUCUCUCUCUCUCUCUCUCUCUCUCCCUAUACUCUUCGAAGUUCAUCGGCUGCGUCAGAAGAUUUUCUACAGCGAACGGAGAGAAAUCAACGGGCACGAACUCCGGCAAGCGGACGGCGAAUCGAUUGGUCGGAACCCUAAUUUACUCGCGGCGCACGCCAGACUGUAAUCUGUUUCUGGAAACCCUAGAGGUACCCGUUUUUCAACCCUAGGGUGGUGGUUCUUGGUGGCUGUACUGUUGAAUCAGUGAAUUCUUGUUGUUGUGCGUGUGUGUGGGGGGGACAGGGGUUGUGCCCCAUGCGAUUGAGCGGUUGUUUUUGAUGCCGCCAGAGCCAUUGCCUUGGGAUCGGAAGGAGAGGAAGCACGAGCGGUCGUCGGAGCCCUUAGGCCCCGUGUCGCGAUGGCGAGACUCUCCUCACCACCACGGCUCAUCUUUCUCGUCCCGUGACUUCGCUCGCAGCAGGCCUCCAGGUCACAGUAGGCAAGCUGGUUGGCACCUCUAUUCUGAAGAAUCUGGCCAUGGGCUCACGCCAUUUCGGUUCAAUGAAAAGAUUUUGGAUGAUGAGAACUGCAGGCCAUCUGGUACACGUGCAGAUGGAAAACAUAGCAGGAAUAGCAGGGAUAACAGGGGCUCCUCUAGCCAAAAAGAUUGGAAAGGUCACUCUUGGGAAAAUGGUGCAUCCCCACAUGGUCCUGGCAGACCAGUUGACGUGAGUGAUCAGAAGUCAGUUGAUAAUAUGCUAACUUGCAAAUCUUAUCCUCCUGACUUUAAAAACACGUGGGAUCCCAUUCACUUCAAAGACCAGCAUGAUAAGACCUGUAGUGUCAAUGGCUUGACCACUGGCCAGAGAUUUGAGAGAGAAAAUUCACUGGGUCCAAUUGAUUGGAAGCCUCUUAAAUGGACUCGAUCAGGUAGUCUGUCAUCACGGGGUUCUGGCUUCAGCCAUUCAAGCAGCUCAAAGAGCAUGGGAGUGGAUUCUGCAGAGACAAAGUCCGAGGUGCAGCCAAGGAAUGCUAGUCCGGCACAGUCCCCUUCGGCAGAUGCUCUUGUCUGCACUACAUCAGCUGCUCCGUCUGAAGAAACAAAUUCCAGGAAGAAACCUCGUCUUAACUGGGGUGAGGGGCUGGCCAAGUAUGAGAAGAAGAAAGUUGAAGGCCCUGAUGAUGGUGCAACUAAUAAGCAGGGAAUUGUUGCCUGUGCUAGCUUAGAACAUUUGCCUUCUCCUGCCUCAAACUUGGCUGAUAAAAGCCCUAGAAUUGCUGGAUUUUCAGAUUGUGCUUCCCCUGCAACUCCCUCCUCAGUUGCUUGCAGUUCCUCACCAGGUUUGGAGGAGAAACCAUUUGUCAAGACAGCGAAUAUUGAUAAUGAUGCUGGCAAUUUAAGUGGUUCCCCGCGCGUCCUGUCUCAGGAUCAUCUUGAAGGCAGGGAGUUUAAUUUAAAUAAUUUGGAGAUCACUCCAAUUGCUAAUUUAAUCUCUUCCGUAAGUGAACUCCUUCAAUCUGAUAAUCCAGUUUUAGUGGAUUCUAGCUUUGUGAGAUCCACCGCUAUCAACAAGCUGCUUUCAUGGAAGGGCAGUAUUUUAAAGGCAUUGGAGACCACUGAAUUGGAAAUUGAUUCACUUGAAAAUGAGUUGAAGUUGUUAAUAUCUGAUUCUGGAAAUAGUCCUUGUCCAGCAGCAUCCAGUUCUUUGCAAGACAAAUGUGAAGAAAAGUCACGUGAAGUAGUCACUUCUAAUUUAAUUGGUAGGCCUGCAACACUGCAGCUUCCUUCUUCUGAAGACAUGAUUGCUGAGAAGGUAGUUAGUGGGUUGGUAGAAGAACAUGCUCAAAGUAGAGAUGAGUAUGUUGACAGUCCGGGCACUGUAACAUCUAAAUUUGUUGAGCCCUUUUCUUCAGUGAAGGAUUCUACUCUUUCUGAUCCAAUUAAGCAUGGUGAGAGCCCUGUUGAUUUGGAUUCAAGUAAAUGUAGAAACCUGGAGGUGGAAUGUGCAGUUUAUCCUUCCAACAAGGAGAAGACAGGUUUAUCAGUUAGUGAUGGUGAUGGCCAGCUGAUAGCAAGCAAGAGCUAUCCUGCUUCUCCUGACAGAAAUGACAUAUCAUGUGAUCUGAUACUAUCUUCCAACAAAGAUUCUGCCAAUCAAGCUUCUGAAGUAUUUAAUAAAGUAUUGCCAUCUGAAAAUUGUCAUAUUGAUACCUUCAGUACAAAUAAUGGCCCAAUUGAUCCACUGGUCAAGGAAAAGUUUGCAAUGAGGAAGCAUUUUUUAACAUUCAAAGAGAGAGUUAUUGCUGUCAAAUUCAGGGCAUUUCAGCAAUUGUGGAAGGAAGAUAUGCGAUUGCUUUCUAUAAGGAAAAAUCGUACAAAAUCUCACAGAAGAUUGGAACUUAGCUCCCGUAUAACACAUGGAAACUACCAAAAGCAUCGGUCCUCUGUUCGAUCUCGUUUUUCUGCCCCUGCCCUGAAUCAAAGCCUAGUCCCCAAUACGGUGAUACUUAAUUCAAUGAGCAAGCUACUUUCAGAUUCAUCGUUCAAGCUUUACAGGAAUUCACUUAAAAUGCCUGCUUUGAUCUUGGACAAGGAGAAGACAAAUUCAAUGUUCAUUUCAAGUAACAGUUUAGUUCAAGAUCCCUUUGCUGCUGAGAAAGAAAGGGCUAUGAUUAACCCUUGGACAACAGAAGAGAAGCAAAUAUUUAUGGAUAACCUUGCCACUUUUGGGAAAGAUUUUGGGAAGAUUGCUUCUUUUCUUGAUCACAAGACAACUGCUGAUUGCAUUGAGUUCUACUACAAAAACCAUAAGUCAGAUUCUUUUGUGAAGAUAAAGAAGAAACCCCAGUUUGCUAAUAACUACCUGGUGACAUCAGGGAAACGGUGGAAUCCUGAGAUAAAUGCGGCAUCCCUUGACAUGUUGGGUGCAGCUUCAGCAAUUGCAUCUAAUGCUGAUGGUAUGGAAAAUCAGCGGAAAUGUACUGCAAGGUUCUUGCUGCGGGCGCCUAGUGAUCAUAAUAUUCCUCAGGGUGAUGUUGACUUCAAGGAGGCAGGUAGUCCUCACUCCUUUUGUAAUGAAAGAGAAACAGAGGCUGCUGAUGUCUUGGCUGGUAUCUGUGGUUCACUAUCAUCAGAAGCAAUGAGUUCUUGCAUCACAAGUUCUUUUGACCUUGGAGAGAGUUACCCAGACUGGAAGUGCCAAUGGUUGUGCUCUUCAAUUAGACGACCUUUGACACCUGACGUCACACAGAAUGUUGAUGAUGAGACUUGUUCAGAUGAGAGUUGUGGGGAGAUGGAUUAUACUGACUGGAAGGAUGAGGAGAAAUCAAUUUUUAUACAGGCUGUAUCAUCUUAUGGUACAGAUUUUGCUAUGAUUUCAAGAUGUGUGAGAACAAAAUCAAAGGAUCAAUGCAAGGUCUUCUUUAGCAAGGCUCGCAAGUGCCUUGGACUGGAUAAUAUUUGUCCUAGGCCUGAUGAUGGAGCACCAAUAAGGGAUGAUGCUAAUGGUGGUGGGACUGACAAUGAAGACGCUUGUGUUGUGGAGGCUUGUUUAGUUGUCUGCAGUGAGAAGUCAGGGUCUAAAAUGGAUGAAGACAUGCUACUCAGUGAUUUUAACUUGAAACAUUGUGAAUCUGAUCCUAUGGUGACCAUGAGCUUGCAGACUGACCUGAGUAUUGAGGACAACAAUGGAGCAGGAAAAAUUGAUUGUAAAGGUCAUGAGCGUCAGUUGGUGCCCAUGCCCACCCAUAACUUGCAGGCAGAGGGUAAACUGGAGAUUGAUAUUAGUGGUGAGAGUAAGAUGGAAAAUGGUGUUGAUAGCACCCCUCUGAUGGUGCAGCCCCAGAAAGAUGCUCAUCUGAUACCUGCUGAUAUUGAAGCUGAAGUAGAUGAAGCUGCUGGAGAAGGCAAUUCUAUGGCAGAACCAAUGGCUGUUGAAGAGCUUAAUGAUCAACAAUGUCUUCCUGUAUCAGGUGCUGGGGAUGAGCUUACAGGUGUGGCUUCGGAUUCUACUGUGCUUCUUAAAUCAGAACAGGAAGGGUUGAUGGUAUCAGAAAAUAAUUUAAAUGUCAAGCAAGAUGAAAAUGGGGUUGCAAAUACAGGUGACUUGAAUUGUCUUAAUAAAGAUAUGCAUUCUAAUGCAAAUGCUUCUGAUCUUGCUGCAAAUACAAAUGCUCCAAUGGACUUUAACAUUUGCCCCAAACAGGAACAUGGUCAUAAGAUUAUCCUGGACUUGAACCCUCCACACAAGCCUCAUGCAAUCUCAGUGGAGCAGGAUGUUUUGCUGGUAAAUGCAAAAUGUAUGAACGAAGACUCUUCUGCUAGUCAGUACAAGCAGACUAUCAGACAGGAUCCACCGUUGGUGUUGGAUUUCCGUAAUAUCAGUGAGUGGCAGUUGAAAAAAUCAACCAGCUUGGAUAACGAUAGCCUGCUUCAGCCUGGAUCGGUGUUGGGCCAUGUAGAGUCCCACCAAGUUCUCAGUGGAUAUCCAGUACCAGUGAUGGCCAAGAAAGAGAUGAAUGGGGAUAUUGGGUCCUUGAAACUGGCUUCAUCUCAAAGCCUAUCAAAAGUUAAGGGGGAUUUUGAUGGUGGUAUUUAUUUGUCACAGGAAUGCUUUCUUCAGAAGUGUAAUAGUCCAAAAGCCCAGACUUCAGUGGUUGAGCUUCCGUUUCUGUCCCAUGAACAGAAAAACACUCAUUCUAGACAUCAUUCAUGGAGUUCUUCUGACAGUGAAAAACCGUUCAGGAAUGGUGAUGUGAAACUGUUUGGCAAGAUUUUGACUCAUCAGUCAUCUCAGCAGAAACAGAAUACUAGCUGUAUCCAUGAGAAUGAAGACAAUGGGGUUGAACAUUCUAAGUGCCUGAAAUAUAAUGGUACCAACAGUGUCGACACAAAUUCAGUUCCAGCAAAGUUUGAUAGCAAUAAUUAUCUGGGCCUAGAGAAAGUUCCUGUGAGAAGUUACGGAUACUGGGAUGGAAAUAGAAUACAGACUGGGUUUUCUACCUUACCUGACUCUGCUAUCUUGCUAGCAAAGUAUCCAGCUGCGUUUGGUAAUUACUCAACUUCAUCCAACAUGGAGCAGCAGCAGCAGCAGCCAUUGCAUUCAGUUGGUAAGAGCAAUGAGCGCAAUCUGAAUGGUUUAUCAGUUUUUCCCAGCAGAGACAUGACUAACAGCAAUGGAGUGGUAGAUUACCAUUUGUACAGGAACCGAGAAGGUAUUAGGGUGCAGCCAUUCACAGUCGAUAUAAAGCAGCAGCAGCAGCAGCGACAAGACGUGUUAUUCUGUGACGCACAAAACCGGAACGGCUUUGAAUCCAUACCGAGUAUACAACAGCAGGCUAGGGGGGUGGUUGGGAUCAAUGUUGUGGGGAGAGGAGGAAUUAUCGGGGGAGCUUGCACUACUGGUGUUUCGGACCCCGUGGCGGCCCUUAAAAUGCACUAUGCCAAAACGGAGCAGUAUGGCGGCGGUGGCGGGAGCAUCAGCAGAGAGGAGGAAUCUUGGAGAGGUGGUGAGGGGGGGGAUGUAGGCAGGUAGAAAGAAGUGAGUUGCAGUGGAGGACUAGGCUGGACUGGAAUUGAUCUGGAGAUGGCAAAUUCUUUCUUUUGCCUUUGCCGUUGGCAUCCAUCCUUUGUAUAAUAGUUUUUGUAACUUUGAAUGAAUGAAUGAAUGAAUGAAUGCGUCGCGCAAAUCGAUAGGGCAACAACAAUGGCCGGCCCCCAAAAUCCGUCAGUCUUUUUUUUUUUUUGGGUGAAAAGGGAUUUGUAGGUGCUUGUAAAAUUUUAGCAGCCAGCCAGCUAUCUCUCUCUCUCUCUCUCUCUCUCUCUCUGUAUUUGUUGUAUGUGAUGAUGAUAUGAAGAUGAUGGAAAUGCAGAAAUAAUCUGACACCAAAAGCAACUUAAAUUAUUAUUUUGAUUUUGCGUUUAUUUACCGGGUCCCAGUCAAAUGAAGAUACUGACAAAUCGUGAUCCCCCACAGCCUAUUUGACGUAAGCUGGAUGGUCACCUUAAUUUAUUCUCUCUAUGUUUUGACUCA